CAAAUAAUCGUGCUUGCCACAUACCCAUGUGUCUUUAUUUCGAGCUAUACUCUGCUGCUUUUAGUUUGUUUUUUUCCUUUAAUAUUUUUGUUUGUUUGUUUUUAGACGUUUUAACUCGAAACGAUGAGCAUUCCGUUGGUCGACUUUAGCGUGGCCAGCCUCAGCGUCGAGCAUAUUUCCAGUGCAAACCUUCACCAACUCUGCAGAGAGUUAAAAGUGGCUUUUACGGACGUGGGCUUCGUCUUCUUGAAGAAUACUGGCAUCACGCAGGCGGAGGUUGAUAAUGUCAUGGAUGUUUCCAGAAGGUUCUUCUUGCAACCAGAUCAGCUCAAGCGGCCGUUCAGCAGGAAAUCCUUCCCGAACAGUCCCAACCACGGCUGGGUAUCCCUGGAGACCGAAAGAUUAGAUCCACAAAAACCGGGAGAUCUAAAAGAGGCGUUUAACCUGUCAUCACUGCAGCCUGACAUAAAAUGGCCCUCAUCCGAGGCUGCUCUGGGAUUCCAGGAGACCCAGACGGCUUUUUUCCACCGCUGCAAAGAGCUGAGCCUGCGCAUUUUGAGGCUGAUGGCCCUCAGUCUGGAUGUGGACCCCGAUAUCUUCCUGAGCGCACACCGCCUGAUUGGAACUGAUAAAAACGGUACGACGCUACGUUCGCUCUACUACCCGCCGGUGAACAGCGAGCAAGCCAAGGAGGGUCAGCUGCGAUGCGGAGAGCAUUCCGACUACGGGAGCAUCACUUUGCUUUUCCAGAAUGCUGAGGGCCUUCAAGUGCGCCGUCGUUCCGGCGAGUUCAUCUGCGCUCCUUCCGUGCCCGCAGCCGUUCUCGUCAACAUCGCCGACCUGAUGCAGCGUUGGACCAGCGACCAUUUUGUCUCUGUGCUCCACAGAGUUUUACUCCCCCCGGCCGGCGAUUGCAGCAGCACCCGCCAGUCUCUGGCUUUCUUUGUUCAGCCCGACGACGAGGCCGUGGUCAGCUGUAUCGACGGAUCCAGCUUGUACCCUCCGGUGCAAGCGGGCGCCUACCUCAUCGAGCGCUUCAAAAACUCCUACGGGCGGACAUGAAGGCACCCACACUGCUGACGAGCAGCUUCAUUCACUUGACGAUCACAAAAAACAAACAA
Molecule: messenger RNA, 1121 nt
Organism: Hippocampus zosterae (dwarf seahorse)
Lineage: Eukaryota; Metazoa; Chordata; Actinopteri; Syngnathiformes; Syngnathidae
Molecular function (GO): dioxygenase activity
Source: RefSeq, a predicted model, not a curated record